Molecule: messenger RNA, 1972 nt
Organism: Ornithodoros turicata
Lineage: Eukaryota; Metazoa; Arthropoda; Arachnida; Ixodida; Argasidae
Product: GTPase-activating protein skywalker-like
Exons: 13
Coding region: 149-1906 (585 amino acids)
Biological process (GO): response to oxidative stress
Cellular component (GO): nucleus
Source: RefSeq, a predicted model, not a curated record
GUGAGUGAGGGAAGAAGAAGUUGAACACCGUGCGUGCACCCGUGGUUCGAUCAUUCCUCCUAACGCUUUGAAGACGCAGAGGAAGCUGGCUGCCCAAAGCAUAUCGUCUCCGAACCAUCAUCUCAGACUGAAGGAGAAACCAGUGAAAAUGUCACUGCCCAGCUGUUUUGAGGCGGACUACGUGGACGCUGCCAAAUUACCCCAUCCUGUCCCACGCCCUCCAACUACCGUAGACAAAACGUUCGACGACGUCAUGAAGCUGCUUCACGCAGGCAAGGACAAAGAGGCGAAACAGAUAGUCCGGACACAGCACUGGCCACUAGACUACCCUAGGCGUGGUGAACUGUGGACCAGCCUGAGCAUGUACCAUGCCCGGUCAAGUCCAGGAGAUUUGGACUACGCAUCGCUUGUGAGUGACACCUUGGGUAGCUUGGGUUGGCCGUCUAGCAUCCCGGCCUUCACGGACCCUAUCUACUGCGAGGACUAUCUACUGAAUGCCGAGGGGCAGCGCCGCGUCGAACGACUUGUCUACGUUAUCUCCACCAGCCACCCAUUCAUCACAUACUGCCCACUCCUACACCCGCUAGCCACUCUCUUCCUGCACUACGUCGCCGAAGACAGGACGUACGACUGCCUGUGCGCUCUCAUCGAAGGCACGACAGUGCGCCACCUGAGCCAGACUCAGUUGAUGUAUGACACGUCCGCCUACGCCCUUAUGCAGCUGACCAAACGGCUCUGCGGCAAGACAUACGGUUGUCUAUUGGCUAAAGUUGGCAAAGAAGACGAACUCGAGAAGAUUUUCCGCACGUGGCUACUAUGGAUCUUCCGGGGCCUUCCUUUCUAUCAUCUUGUCCGUGCGGUGGACUGCUUUCUCCUUGAGGGGGUCCGGGCAUUCUACAGAGUGGCCAUGGCCAUUCUAUCUCUCUUUAUCCAGGACCACGCAAACGAAUUUCACAGAGAUAGCAUGCUCGCACGUCUUAUGCCGGGACGGAGGAGAGCCCGCGCACAAACAGACCCAGGCGUUGUGUUGGAGAGGAUUGUGUUAUACACCCGCAACAUGCACGCCGAUGUGGACCACCUAUUGAAGGCAGCAUACGGCAUCCAGGGCUUCAGUGCCCAGGUACUCAACAAACACUUGAUGAAAGCGGAGACGUUUGUACGAAGCCGGGCUACACCCUGCAGAUCACGAUCCUCUUCCACUAUUGGGCUCCCUGAACAAAGAAGUUGGCCUGCCGUGCGAUUCUUGCAAGGGCCUAAACAGGAGAGAUACAACAAACUUAGGACGUUAUCGUUGGGCAUAUUGCCCGUGGCCGAUUUUACAUCUGACGUUCUGGAGCAAGAACACAUUGUAUUUCUAUGGACCUGGCUUCCUCCACGUAUUUCAAUACUGCAGCCCCAGCUUAUUUACUCCACGAACGAACAUGGCAGCAGCCUCACCAACUUCUACGCUUUGGUAGAAACGUGGGAACCCACCGUUCUUGCCAUCUUCACCACGGAGGGCGAGGUAAUACAAAGAAUGCAUAUUGUGCGCAGUUCCGAGCGACACAUAAUGCUUACAUGCAUCUCCCGGCAGCGUUUUGGCGCAUAUUGUUCAACUGCAUGGCAGGAAAGGAAACAGACCUACUUCGGAACGGGCGAGACGUUCUUAUUCACCUUUGCCCCAGAAGCCCGUUGCUUUCCAUGGGUCGGAGCAGCAUCGGCCACUGACGUGCCACAUACAUCGAAACUUUUCCUCUCCGGCAAUCAGAACAGGAUACAGGUCGGAGCCGGGAAUGGGCUUGGGCUCUAUGUGGACGGUGACUUGACGAAUGGUCGCACGGAACAUUGCGACACUUUCGACAACUACCCCCUGGCCCCAGGUGGAGACUUCGUCAUACGCGUCCUUGAGGUGUUUGGAUUCUCCUGAACACCGGGAACCAACGAAGCAGCCGAUGACUUUGAUAAUCAGGCUCUUGUUUAUCCGCGCUGCGGU